ACAAGGCAAACAUUACACAAACAAACCAAACUAAAGGGUAAAAGAAAACACGACCACCAAGUUCCCUUUCAUCCCUCUCUAUAAGCAAAGCAAUCUUCUUAGAGAGAGAAAGAGAGCGAGAGAAGAUUGCUCCACUUCCUCAUCCUCUCCUUCCAACUUCCCUUCUCUCUCCCAAACAGUAGCAGCGCCUAUAAGCUUCCAACCCCCAACAACACAGCCAGAGGAAUUUCAUCAACAAAUUUUAUAUUAUCCUGUCUUUUUUGAGAAUAUAGAUUAGAUGGCAGUUACACCUUUUGGCAGUACAUCGGCUACUCAAUGGGGAAUUCGUCCUCAGAUUGUUGCCAGAUCCACCACAAUAGCCAAGUUUGCAUCAUCAAGACACAAUGCUACAAGCAGGAUAAGCUUUAUGGCUGCCCCAAGUUCAACCUUUUUUGCUCGGGAUUCCUUGCAUUUUAAUAUAGGUUCACAUCAAACUUUGCAUCGUCGAAGGGGAUCAAGGUUGAUAGUUAGAGCAGAUGCAGACUACUACACUGUCCUUGGGGUGUCAAAAAAUUCUACUAAAUCUGAAAUUAAGACUGCUUACCGGAAGCUAGCCCGAAAUUAUCAUCCAGAUGUGAACAAAGAUCCUGGUGCAGAAGAGAAAUUUAAGGAAAUUAGUAAUGCGUACGAGGUCUUGUCAGAUGAUGAGAAACGGUCCAUAUAUGACAAAUAUGGGGAGGCAGGGCUUAAAGGUUCACAGGGGUUUGGUGGGGGCAUGGGGGAUUUCAGCAACCCUUUUGAUCUGUUUGAGUCGCUAUUUGAGGGCAUGGAUGGUCGCAGCAGACAAUCUUGGGAUGGAGCAAUGAAUGGCGAAGAUGAGUAUUACAGUCUUGUUUUGAACUUUAAAGAAGCUGUUUUCGGAGUGGAAAAGGAGAUAGAGAUUAGGCGACUAGAGAAGUGUGGUACUUGCGAUGGUUCAGGAGCUAAACCAGGGACUAAAUCAUCCAGAUGUAACACAUGUGGUGGUCAGGGACGGGUUGUCACUCAAACAAGGACUCCGUUGGGUAUCUUUCAGCAGUCUAUGACUUGCUCGUCUUGCAAUGGGACUGGAGAAACUCGAACCCCUUGCAGUACAUGUUCUGGGGAUGGCCGGGUGAGGAAAACAAAGCGGAUAAGUCUCAAGGUUCCAGCCGGUGUGGAUUCUGGUAGCCGUUUAAGGGUCCGAAACGAAGGUAACUCUGGAAAGCGUGGUGGUUCUCCCGGUGACCUCUUUGUUGUUCUUGAAGUUAUCCCUGAUCCCGUGCUUAAACGAGAAGACACCAACAUUUUAUACUCUUGUAAAGUGUCUUAUAUUGAUGCAAUCUUGGGGACUACAAUUAAGGUUCCAACUGUAGAUGGAAUGGUGGAUUUGAAAAUCCCAUCUGGGACACAACCAGGAUCAACACUUGUUAUGGCAAAGAAAGGUGUUCCUCUACUGAAUAAGAAGAAUAUGAGGGGCGAUCAAUUCGUUCGAGUGCAAGUUGAGAUUCCUAAAAAACUGAGCAGCGAUGAGAGAAAACUGAUUGAGGAACUAUCGGAGUUGAGCAAAGGCAAGACUGCCGCCGGUAUGAGAUGAUAUUUCGUGGGAAGCUGGAACUUGUAUGUGACAUAAAUUUUAUUUUCCUUUUAUUAUGGAUGCUUCAUUUAUGACCUUGGUAUAUAUAGGUUGUCACUCCUUAUAGACAUAGGCGGAUUUGAAGAAAGAACAUAGGUUAUUACGUGCUUUCUGUGUCAUCUAUUGUUUGUUUUCUUGGAUUCUACAUUUUUAGUUAUAUCAUUGGAUGUUGAUUUUUGACAGCAUUGGAUUAUAUGCACCUAGACUUCUAGUCAAUGUUAUUCAUGAAGGGAAAAAAUAAAAACUUACUGUUGACUUA
This is a messenger RNA of Medicago truncatula (barrel medic), 1892 nucleotides long. Its product is annotated as chaperone protein dnaJ A6, chloroplastic. The transcript is spliced from 8 exons. The coding region runs from base 278 to 1594 and encodes 438 amino acids. Gene Ontology annotation, cellular component: cytoplasm; chloroplast thylakoid membrane. Gene Ontology annotation, biological process: protein refolding; response to heat. NCBI's taxonomy places the organism in Eukaryota, Viridiplantae, Streptophyta, Magnoliopsida, Fabales, Fabaceae. The record is from RefSeq and is a predicted model, not a curated record. Gene Ontology annotation, molecular function: ATP binding; heat shock protein binding.